ACAGCAACAGCCAUAGCAAUUGAAUGUGGAAUACUAAAUCCCGAUGACGACGCUACGAACAGCGAAGUAGUUGUCGAGGGCGUAAAAUUUAGAAACUACACACCUGAGGAGAGGCUCGAAAAGAUUGGGACCAUCCGAGUGAUGGCUAGAUCUUCCCCAUUUGACAAGCUUCUAAUGGUACAAUGCUUGAAGAAUCAAGGCCAUGUAGUGGCAGUCACCGGGGAUGGAACAAAUGAUGCCCCAGCUCUUCACGAGGCUGACAUUGGCCUUUCCAUGGGAAUUCAAGGAACAGAAGUGGCAAAGGAGAGCUCCGACAUCGUCAUCUUAGACGAUAACUUUACGUCGGUUGUCACCGUCUUGAAAUGGGGAAGAUGUGUUUACAACAACAUUCAAAAGUUCAUUCAAUUUCAGCUCACUGUGAACAUUGCAGCAUUAGUCAUCAACUUCAUCGCCGCUGUCUCGUCUGGUAAAGUCCCGCUAACAGCGGUACAGCUACUAUGGGUGAAUCUCAUCAUGGACACCAUGGGAGCUUUAGCCUUAGCUACUGAGCUACCCACCAACGAUCUCAUGACGAAAACGCCAGUCGGUCGAUCCAAUCCAUUAGUAACGAAAAUCAUGUGGAGGAAUCUCAUAACUCAGGCUGUGUAUCAAGUGACAGUCUUGCUGGUUUUGGAAUUUAAAGGAAGUUCCAUCUUCAAUGUCAAUGAGAAGGUUAAGAGCACACUGAUCUUCAACACUUUUGUUCUAUGCCAAAUCUUCAAUGAGUUCAAUGCAAGGAAGCUGGAGAAGAAGAACAUAUUUGAAGGGCUACACAAAAGCAAGCUGUUUUUGGCAAUAAUUGUGAUAACCUUAGCUUUUCAAGUGGUAAUGGUUGAGGUUUUGGGAAGGUUUGCCAAUACAUCGAGGUUGAAUUGGGGCCAGUGGGGGGCAUGUCUUGGCAUAGCAGCUUUGUCUUGGCCAAUUGGAUGGCUAUCCAAGUUGAUACCAGUUUCAGCCCUG
Molecule: messenger RNA, 999 nt
Organism: Cucurbita pepo subsp. pepo (vegetable marrow)
Lineage: Eukaryota; Viridiplantae; Streptophyta; Magnoliopsida; Cucurbitales; Cucurbitaceae
Source: RefSeq, a predicted model, not a curated record